AUGAGGGACAGGGUCGUAAAGACAAUGAAGAGCAUGCUCCUUUUCCUAAUUUUGCUGCGAGUUGUAUCUGGAAGAAGAACCCAGUUACUUAAGGGCUUACCUGCAACAAGCACUGUUGAAGAAAACUCAGCAGCUGGUGUUUCAGUCUAUGACUUUAAUGUGACUCUUUCUCCAUUGGCUUCUGGUGUUGCAGUUCUCCCUACCAUAGUAAAAUCAAAUCCACUCACAGAAGCUUUUAACAUUGAACCAAAAGGAGGUCUUGAAUUCAGAGUUAUUACCACUGGAAACCCUGUCCUAGAUUAUGAAACUAUGCCAAAGAGCUUUGAUUUGCAGAUUUUUGUUGAAGAUACAGCUGGAAGAACUGACCUUAAUGUAUUGACUAUUCAAGUAACAGAUAAAAAUGAACAUCCUGUAUUUCGAGGAAAUGUGGAAAUUCAAACUGUGACAAUCUAUGUGUUGGAAGGGGUACCUCCAGGACCCAUUUACCAAGUUGAUGCAGCUGAUCCUGAAAAUGCGAAACUCAAAUAUUCUCUGCUCCCUGCAACAGUGCCAUUCUCAAUCAGGAAAAGUGGAGCCAUUUUUUCCACAAAAAAAUUUGAUUAUGAGGAAGAUCCUCAUAGUUACUUUUUAAAUGUAACAGUGACAGAUCCAGAUGGACUCAACUCAACUAAAACAGUGAAUAUUAAUAUAAUUAACAUCAAUGAUGAAAAGCCUUACUUUACCACAAAACAAAGAAUCUACAGGCUUCCAGAGGAGCAAAGCCCAGGCACCAUUGUUGCCAAUAUAACAGCUAAAGAUCCUGAUGAUGAAGAUUCUCCCAGCAGACUUUUCUACAGCAUCCAGUCAUCUGGCAGACAUUUCUCUAUAAACCCAGCAACUGGAGUGUUGCAGGUGACCGGGAGAAUUGAUCGGGAUGCGCUUCCCCUGCAGCUUCAUCCUAACAUCUCACUGAUGGUCCGAGUGGAGGACGGCCUCAGCAGUGAUCAUGCCUGUGAAAUGGAAAUCACAGUCAUUAUUGAUGAUGUCAAUGACAACCCACCAGAAUGCAAUCCCUCUGACUUCAGGAAAGAAGUAAAUGAAAAUACGACUCCUGGGAUAUUUCUUGUUGAUCUUAGAAAUUACUGUAAAGAUAUUGAUGUUGAUCCAUCAAACAACCAAUUUAGUUUCACUGGAUUAUCUGGUUUUGGAAGCAAUAACUUUGCUCUGGAGUCCACUGUGUCUGGAAGACUUGUGAUGACUGGAACUAUUGAUUUAGAAAACCCAGCUAAUCCAGGAGUUGAAGUUUAUACUUUGACUGUCAGGGUGCAAGAUACUGCCCGUCCUAACUACUCAAAUAUCAUCUAUAUUUACAUCAGGAUAAAGCCAGUGAAUGAAUUUUUGCCAGUCUUCCAUAAUUUAUCUUAUGUAUUUAGUGUUUCAGAAAUUACUAAAGUUGGAUCCAGCAUUGGAAGAGUGCAUGCCAUAGACAAGGACUGGCCACCCAAUGUCAUCACUUACUCCAUUGUAGCUGGAGCUGGCAACAGGGAUUACACAAAUAUCUUCUGGAUCAGCCCAACAAAAGGAGAUGUGAGGAUUUUAGCUAGAUUAGACUACGAAACAACUCAGAAACAUGUUUUCACAGUACAGGCCUCAGACCAAGAGAAGUCUACAACAGCAUCAGUAACUGUGAAUGUUUUGGAAGUAAAUGAUGAAGAACCAGUUUGUUCACCCAAUUUCUUCUCACUCCAAAUCCCAGUUGAUUUAGCCAUUGGGACCAAUAUUAAUGGCUUCAGGAUUGAAUGCCAAGAUCGUGAUUCUGAUCCCAGAUCUUUCCGUUACUUCAUUAAUGAAGGCAAUGAGAACAGUCAUUUCACCUUUUCACCAAGUGCUGGUUCCAACACAUCUCAUCUGAUUCUUGCAUCAAGGUUUGACUAUGAGAGUGGAUUUGAUAAAAACUGGAUUUACAGUCUGCGCGUCCACAUAACAGAUGACAAUUUAGCAUCUGCCAGGGACAAAACUACACACUUAAUUAAAACUGGAACAGUGACUUUAAGCAUCAGAGUAAUCCCAAACCCAACUACUGCCACAACCACUACACCUGGCUUCACCGUUGUGACCAAAAGGGAAAACCUCUACUCCCCGUCGGCGUGGUACGUGCCGUUCCUGGUCAGCGCGGGCAGUUUGCUGCUCCUGGCGCUGCUGGGCCGCCUGGGGCUCCUGCUGCUGCCGCGGCUCCGCGCCCGCCGCGGCCCCGGGUGAGUCCCGCGAGGCGCGGCCCCCACAGCGAUAAAUGCUCCAGAAAAGAAGAAGGCUAAGAAAGAAGUGGUUAUGACAAUGACAAAGAUAAACACUGUCUUUGAUGGAGAAGCCAGAGACCCAGUUACUGGCAGAAUGUAUGAGUUCAAUACACGGUCGGGGGCCCGGAGGUGGAAGAAGAGCGAUGAGCUGCUUCAGCCAAUGCCAGCUAUGCAGGUAAUGCCCAGUGCCACAAAAAACAGUGGUCAAGGGGUGGAUAGAGCAGAGGCACCAAGCAAAAAAGAGCCUUCAGAGAAGAAGAAAGAGCUGACUGCAGCACAAAACCAGCUGCCAAGCCCACAGCAUGGCAAUCAGAAACACCAGGCCCAGCUGGACUGAGAUUGCAAAAGAAGAAAGAAGAGUCUGAGGAUGUGGGGUUAUCCUCACCAGGCCCUUAAGGCAGGAACUGACCUCCUCUCCCAAAAUGAACUCUGCUUUGCUAUUAAGCCAGAGUGCAUGAGACUUCAAGGUGCCUCCCAACUGACCCCUGACCUAAGAAUCAGAUGUGAUCUUUCUCUCUCUUUCGGCUGUAAAACAAAUGGUGGCCAUAAGGCGUGUAAAUCAGACUCAAAGGCAGGGUGAUUCUAGAUGUACCUUUGGCAGGUGCAUGUAAGAGGAGGAGAGAAGAGGAAGCAAAGCAAAGUCAUGGACAGAAGCAUUCAACGCCCACUGCCUCCUAUGGGCCCCGGUAAUUUCCUCCUGGAAUGACGCACCACUGGCAGACAUGUUCUGACUGCCUUUGGGAAUGGCAACAUACACAGAUGUGCCUUCUCAACAGUGAAUGGGGUCUCCUGUCCCUGCUAAGCAACCGAAUGAGUGAAGAGCACAGCAGGGUAGAAAUGUUUGCUGGUACAAGGUGAAAAUAUUUUCUUUUCAUUCAGUAUUUGUUUCAGCCCUUCCUUGCCCUCCUAUCUUGCUGUAGAAAAGACCAUGGCUUGAAAGCAGUUCUGGAAUGGAGAAAACCCACAGCUUCUUGUAGUAUCUCAGGCUGUCAAUGCUUUCAGCUUAUUUAUCUUUUGUAACACUAGGAGCAUUCAGUAUCUUCACCUUUGGUAUUUCCUCUGGCACAUUUAAUGCUUUACAGAAUCAAGUAGAAUAUACUCAAAAGAAUAAUGUCAGUAAACACAUGGGGUGAAAUGAUCUUUUCUGAGUGUGAGCAUGUAUAAUGUAAGUGCUAUAUAAAAACCUGAUAUAAAACAAACAAUCUCACCAAGAUUUUAUAAAAUUAUUUUAAUCUGAAGAAAAAUAAUUACAA
Hirundo rustica (Barn swallow) is the source of this 3529-nucleotide messenger RNA. RefSeq names its product cadherin related family member 3 (gene CDHR3). The record is from RefSeq and is a predicted model, not a curated record. NCBI's taxonomy places the organism in Eukaryota, Metazoa, Chordata, Aves, Passeriformes, Hirundinidae. Gene Ontology annotation, biological process: cell-cell junction assembly; calcium-dependent cell-cell adhesion; adherens junction organization. Gene Ontology annotation, molecular function: calcium ion binding; cadherin binding. Gene Ontology annotation, cellular component: adherens junction; synaptic cleft; plasma membrane. The transcript has 19 exons.